This is a messenger RNA of Encephalitozoon intestinalis ATCC 50506, 1431 nucleotides long. RefSeq lists its product as uncharacterized. The transcript has a single exon. Lineage: Eukaryota; Fungi; Microsporidia; Unikaryonidae. The record is from RefSeq and is a predicted model, not a curated record. The coding region runs from base 1 to 1431 and encodes 476 amino acids.
AUGAAAGACAAGGGUUCUUACAAUCAGGGUUUGGAAAGCCAAUCCACAGAGAUGCUUCUGUCGAUACUGGAACAUUAUGAUACGAACUUUAUUGAGGAACGUAUUAUUGACGAAUAUGCAGGGAUGGACUCCUCUAAGAAAAUGGCCCAGAGUCCCUGGGGUUCGGAGGAUCCGGGAAAAUGUAAUCCUUUCCAAGAGAAGGAGGAGGAAUCAGAGUAUCUGGAGUCUCAAAUGAUAUGCAAUUUCCUAAAUAGUUAUGGCAUGGAUGUGCCGGAAGAUUCUUAUGGAAGAGAAGAAGGAAAGUCAGUUGCACAGGAAUUAGGGAAAGAGAAUGAGGGUUUAGACGGCCCUUCCCAAGGAAUACUCCAAGGUUCCACUGUUGAUCUCUCAGAACUUCGAAAUCUCACAGACCCUAUAUCACUUGAAAAGGCUUUAGAAUUUGAAAGAUUAUCUAUACACAAGGAGGAGCUGGUAAGAAAUGCAGAAUCCCAAAAGAAAAUUAUCGAGGCAUUCCGCUCGAUUCCAGGAUUGGCCAUAAAGGAAAACUUGCUUAACGACAUCAAGAUAAAUAAAGUGUAUGUUGAAUCUAGAAUUCAUAUAAGGAAGGAGAAUGGAAAGGAUAUUAGAGAAAAAAGAAACAUAAUAAAGGGUGAGAGAGAAAGAGAAGGAGGAAAGGAAACCAUAGUAUUCAAUGACUAUGUCUCUUCUGGAUGGGAAUCAGGAAGCGAAUCAAGCUCAGAUAUUGCAGCAAAAGAAAAGGCAUUUAAGGUCAUAAAGGAGGCUGAGAGAAGAGCAACAGGAAAAGAUCUACUGUGCAAUGCAGAUAUGCAGCUGCGUAAGUUUGUUGUGGACCAGGAAGAGAGGUACCUAAGAAUAGAAAAGGUUAUGAAACUAAACGACCUUAAGUACAAGAAUCUGAUGGGGAAAAUCUACAAGAAAGGAAAGAAUGGAAAGUACCAAUACAAUUGGUUCACGUUGAAAAAGAACUUCUUUACAUGCUAUAACGGAAAAGGGACCAAAACAACAUCCGAGGACUUCCCCUACGAGAAGGAGUGGGAUUUCAAGAAUCCCGAAGACGAGGAUUUUUUCUUUAAGAGAAAGUACACUAUAGACCUUCUUAAUGCGGGGGUGUAUCUUGUAAAGCACCCUGUUUGCAUAGGAUGUGUAAAAUGGGGAUGCGGGACUGAUGAAGACCUGAUUGAUAUUUCGGAGGACACAAAGAUAAUGAGAAUUACACCGGCCAAGAGCCACUUUCUGAUUUCCCUUAAGAAGAAUCUUGUAAAGACAGAAAUCAAGAUGACCACUCUUGACUUUGCAUUGAAGGCUAAUGGAGAGACCUACUUCUAUAGGAUGAAGGACCUAGAUGGUUUUCUGGGAUGGUUAGUUGCGUUUGCAUUCCGGCAAGGUAAGAUAAAAUGUAAUAUCGGCUGA